CUUAUUUUCAUCGCGAUCGACUUUUUUUUUCCUCAGUGUAACGAGUCGAAGUACACUUUCCUCUCCGCAGCAUUUCAGAAUCAGAACCCCAAAACGCCCACUCAGCACAACAAGAAUGACAGGACGAAUGCUGGGCAGUUUUUCUUCGCCGGGGCUGCUCGUUUACUCGAGGGGCAGUUUGUUCCGCAGCACUCCCUCCGGUUUCUCGGCCCCACUGCUG
This is a messenger RNA of Amoebophrya sp. A120, 220 nucleotides long. The record is from the annotation of a GenBank genome assembly. Lineage: Eukaryota; Dinophyceae; Syndiniales; Amoebophryaceae.